AUGGCAGCAUCCCUGGGUGCCAGCCAAGUCCUCCAUGAAACAUUGGGGUUGCCCUCCCAGGAGCAGCCAGAGCGCCGUGCAGUGUCCUGCGGGGAGGACUUUGUUUAUGGUGAAGAGAAUUUUGUUCUGUGUGGGGUUGGGUGGUGGAGAAGCAGGUCAGAGGGGCCAGCAAGCCACACCAUGUCUCGUUUUGACAGAGCUUUGCAGUCCAGCUGGGAGGAAAAGAUGAAGCUGGGUUUGUUCAGGUACCACCUGGGGGAGCUGCAGACCCGUAUCUUGCCUGGGAAUGUCCGGUUUGUGGCCCAGCUGAACAUCCAGAGAGGUCUGGAGAGGAGGAGGCCACAGGACAUCCAGAGUGUCAGGCAGAAAUUCGACCCCCAGCAAUUCCACUUCAAUAAGAUCAAACCAGGGGAAAUCCUCUUCCAUAUGGUCAGGGGCCCUACUCCCCACCGUCCCAGCAGGGGGUGCUCUCAGUUCCAAGGGGGCCCGCCAGACUCCAAACUCCCAGGGACACCUGACUGCAUCCUAGUGGUGAUUAAUGUCAGCCCCUUGGAGUUUGGACAUGUGCUCUUUAUUCCAGACCCCGCUCUCUGCCUGCCUCAGAUUCUCACCCAGGAGCUGCUCCAGUUUGGGCUGGAGUCGGUUCUUCUCAGUGCCCACCCAGGCUUCCGUGUUGGGUUUAACAGCCUCGGAGCCUUUGCCUCGGUCAACCACUUGCACCUACAUGGAUUUUACCUGGAUUGGGAGCUCCUGAUUGAGACGGCCCCAGGCGAACUCCUGUGCCCCACACUCAACUUCCACUUUCUGCGGGGAGUCCCAGCCCCAGGGUUCCUGUUCUACAGUGAAGGGGAGGGCCUGGAGGCCUUGGCACACAACGUCUGCCGAGUCACUGACUACCUGGUGGAUAAAGAGAUUGCACACAACGUGUUUGUGACCCGGGGAACUGCUCCUGGGGAGCCAACCCACUCAGAGACCCGCUCUGGAAUCCGGGUGCUCAUCUGGGCCAGGAGGUCCUGCUUUGGGACCAAAGAGGAAGCUGCAUUUAAUGUGGCACUUUGUGAGCUGGCUGGGCACUUGCCCAUCAAAACUGCCCAAGACUUCCAGAGCCUUACAGAGACAGCAGCCAUUCACAUCAUCCAGAGAUACCUCCUUCCUGAGCCACAGCUGUCACAGCUCCGAGGCCAGUUGGUGACACUUCUCACAGAGUAACCACACGGGCUCUGCAUUGCACAUGGCAUCGCACUUUUCAAGUCUCACUCUUGCGUAUUUUGUAACUGCUGUAGAAUCAUUCAUUGGGGCAGUCGGGGAGCAGGGAGUGACUCUGGAUUUGCCUCCAGGAUCCAACGUGGAGGCAACCUUGCUGUUUGAACCACUGCCCCUCUCCCUGCGGGCACUGCAGACUGGAUCCUCUGGGACGCUGACUGGCCUGUUGUACCAUCAUUGGCAAGAAAGGAAGAAAGAUCUCUAUAGCGGACUUUGUCCUUAACCUCACUUGCCCCAUGUGAGUUUAGGUGGGGCUCUGCGGUGUGCUGGGAGUGGGAGAUAAAGCGGGGGGGUGACCCCCAAGUUCCUUAUCUAGUUAAUGAUUGAACUGUGGGCUUGUUUCUGGAGAAUACAGCCAAUAAACCCCCACCUUUGGAAAUACCGCAGCA
This is a messenger RNA of Chelonia mydas (Green sea turtle), 1652 nucleotides long. RefSeq names its product GDP-D-glucose phosphorylase 1 (gene GDPGP1). The record is from RefSeq and is a predicted model, not a curated record. NCBI's taxonomy places the organism in Eukaryota, Metazoa, Chordata, Testudines, Cheloniidae. Gene Ontology annotation, biological process: glucose metabolic process. Gene Ontology annotation, cellular component: cytoplasm. Gene Ontology annotation, molecular function: GDP-D-glucose phosphorylase activity. The transcript has a single exon. Bases 1 to 1209 code for a protein of 402 amino acids.